GAGAGAGAGAGAGUCUAUAUUAUGUAUAUAGAGAGAAAGUAGAAGGAGGUGAGAGAUAUGGGUUGGUUUCCAUGUUCUGGAGCAUUGAAGCAGACAUCAAAGAAGAGGAAGAAGAAGAAGAAAGAUUCGACUAAUUCGGUCCAACUGGGUUCCGAUAAGUUGAAGGCAAAGACUCUGUUAGGUUCAAAGGAGUAUGUCAAGGAUGGCGAGUCUGGUCAUAUUGGAGCCAAGAUUUUUACAUUUCGUGAAUUAGCAGUUGCAACAAGAAACUUUCGAGGUGAUUGUCUUCUUGGAGAGGGAGGAUUUGGAAGAGUAUAUAAAGGGCGGCUCGAUUCCAAUCAGAUUGUUGCCAUCAAGCAACUCGAUCGUAAUGGAUUGCAAGGGAACAGGGAAUUUCUUGUUGAAGUGCUGAUGCUAAGUCUGUUACACCAUCCUAACCUGGUAAAUUUAACUGGUUAUUGCGCUGAUGGAGAUCAAAGACUUCUGGUUUAUGAAUAUAUGCCACUAGGAUCAUUGGAUGACCAUCUUCAUGAUCUUACACCCGGUAAGAAAGUGCUUGAUUGGAAUACGAGAAUGAAAAUUGCAGCUGGAGCAGCUAAGGGCUUGGAAUAUUUACAUGACAGAGCAAGUCCACCUGUAAUAUACCGCGAUUUAAAAUGCUCCAACAUUUUGCUCGGUGAGGGGUAUCACCCGAAGCUAUCUGACUUUGGAUUGGCUAAGUUGGGACCUGUAGGAGAUAACACUCAUGUCUCUACUAGAGUUAUGGGUACUUAUGGGUACUGUGCACCAGAGUAUGCCAUGACUGGUCAGUUGACGUUAAAGUCGGAUGUUUACAGCUUUGGAGUCGUCCUCUUGGAGAUCAUCACCGGAAGGAAAGCAAUUGAAAAUUCAAAAACUGGAGGAGAACACAAUCUGGUUGCAUGGGCAAAACCGUUGUUCAGAGAUCGGAGAAAAUUCUCACAGAUGGCUGAUCCAAUGCUUCAAGGACAAUAUCCAGAAAGAGGCCUGUACCAAGCUCUAGCAGUUGCAGCAAUGUGUGUUCAGGAGCAACCUAACAUGCGUCCAGUCAUAGCAGACGUCGUCACAGCUUUAUCUUACCUUGCUGCACAGAAAUUUGACAGUGAUACUCAGGGAGUUCAAAAUUUGCGCUGGACACCUGCUACUCCACCUAGAACAAGACGUGAUGCUGAUAAGCGACAAAAGGGUGGCAGUUAUGAACCUAGAUGGUGAUAGGAAGACUAAACAAGUUGCUCUAUGAACAAGUACAUAAUAUCAAGACGAGUGACCUCUUGGAUUACAGCUAGUUGAAGCUAUAGAUCACAGUACAAACGACAAUCAAAUGCACCUCAAGUACAAGUUCAACCAAACGGAACUUGUAUAGUCAAUGACCACCAAAAUCUUGUACUCGGAAGUCAGACCAGUUAUGCUUAUCUUCCCUAAUAUCGAGCAUGUGAGUACGUAGUUGUUUCGUGUUAGUGCAGCUUAUGGUUUUGCUCACUUCCUGGUAGCCCUGCAUAGCUUGGAAAAGUAUUUUUUGUUGUACAAAGUGGGCUUGCCUAACCAUUUCCGUGUGCGUAAGUAUUGUAUUGUGAAAAGGCAAAUUAUGAUAUAUAAUGACAGACUCAAUGAUUGUAUUUAAUUAUAUUCUUUUUUAGCCAUA
This is a messenger RNA of Solanum verrucosum, 1660 nucleotides long. RefSeq names its product probable serine/threonine-protein kinase PBL7. Gene Ontology annotation, biological process: protein phosphorylation. The record is from RefSeq and is a predicted model, not a curated record. Gene Ontology annotation, molecular function: protein kinase activity; ATP binding. The transcript has 5 exons. Lineage: Eukaryota; Viridiplantae; Streptophyta; Magnoliopsida; Solanales; Solanaceae. Bases 58 to 1230 code for a protein of 390 amino acids.